Molecule: messenger RNA, 1917 nt
Organism: Planococcus citri (citrus mealybug)
Lineage: Eukaryota; Metazoa; Arthropoda; Insecta; Hemiptera; Pseudococcidae
Product: UDP-glycosyltransferase UGT5-like
Exons: 5
Coding region: 329-1891 (520 amino acids)
Molecular function (GO): UDP-glycosyltransferase activity
Source: RefSeq, a predicted model, not a curated record
AACAUGGUGCCUUGAUAUAAGACCGUCAGUAGAAACUAAAUCACAUCAUUGGGACUACAGAAAUUGUAACAUAAAAUCCCCCCAAAAAACAACAAAAAAAAAACACAUUUUUACCUGCUUUAUACGUAGGUAGGUACAUACCUUCUUCUCUCACAUUUAUCAGAUUUUGCGUUAAACACAUACCCAUAUAUUUAUGUAUCAAGUACCUAUGUAGGAGUAGGUGUAGGUUUACCGAUAAGUUGAACUUGUGAUAAAAUUCGAUAAAAAGUGUUACAUGUGAGCUGGUUUUCUCACUAAUUGAAAUUUUGAAGACGAAUCACCACAUAAUAUGAUUUCGCUGAAGAUUGCAUUUGUUUUGCUCUACAUCGCAUCUGCAUUUCUCAUUCAGAUUGCUCACUCAGCCAAAAUCUUAUACCUUUACAGUAUCGGAUGCAAGAGCGCAGCUUCGAUGCAUCAAGCAAUCAGCAAAAUUCUGCUGCAUAACCAUCACGAACUUAUCGCCUUAAGCCCGUUCCAACUGACCGAGAAUUUCGCCAACUACACCGAUCUGGACGUACAUGACGAUUUUUUCGAAUUUUCGGACCAAUUUCUAGCAGACGAAGCCUAUAUUGGUACCUACGAAAACAGAAAAUUCACCUACCAAAUCCAAAGAUCUAAUUGCGAAAACAUUUAUCGAAAUGCUAAAGUGGUUGAAAUGCUAAACAACACCAGAGUAGAUUUAAUUCUGUGGGAGACAGAAAACGGGGAAUGCUUUUUACCGCUGUUGGCUAAAUUUCAGGUGCCGAUAAUCGGAGUGAAUUCCGGAAAUUUCUUAUUCCCUGACUUGGAUGGUUUAAUGGGUAAUCCUGUGAACCCAUCCUACGUGCCUAGUGCUCUCAGUGGAUUUUCCUCGCGAAUGGAUUUUUUCCAACGUUUACAAAACACCAAGGAUUACUUGUUGAAUUUGCUCAUUAACUGGUAUUAUAUUCGAGAAGCGGAUAUUUUUGCUAACAAGUAUUUCAAAAGUCCCCCAAUUCAAGAAAUAUAUUACGAUCGAGUUUCGCUGGUUUUUUCCAACAGUCAUUUUUGUUUUUUGCCGAAGCCAACGGCUCCAGGUACUGUGGACAUUGCUGGAAUCCAUAUUGGAAAGCCCUCGCUGUUGCCAAAAGAAAUUCAAACCUUCAUUGAAAGCUCUACAGAAGGAGUAAUUUACUUGAGCUUGGGAUCCGUGACGAAAUUCAGCGGACUUCCAAAACACAUACAAGACUCUUUUGUGCAAAUUUUACAAAAAUUGCCCUACAGGGUCAUCUGGAGACACGAUAAACCAGAAACAAUACCAAAGGCUUCGAAAAAUAUUCUCGUCAAAAAAUGGCUACCUCAAAAAGAUAUUCUCGCCCAUCCGAAGGUCAUUUUGUUCAUAUCACAUUGUGGGAUAUUUAGCACAUAUGAAGCUAUCUACUUUGGCGUACCCAUAUUGGCGUUCCCGGUCAUAUACGAUCAAUUUACAAAUGCAGCCAUUUUAGAAAAUCUACAGGUUGCAGUAACUUUGGACUGGCGUACUUUCGAGCAAGAAUAUUUACAAUCAAGUAUUGAAGAUGUUAUCGAAAAUAAAAAGUAUCGAGAUAAUAUCGAGAAAUUAUCGAAUAUUUUCAGAGAUAGACCGCAAAGUCCUCAAAAUACUCUGCUCUAUUGGGUGGAUUACGUAUUGAGACAUAAACACGUUUCGCAUUUGAAACCAGCAGGAGCAAAGUUGCCAUUUCAUCAAUAUUUAUUACUGGAUGUGAUAUUAUUCCUGUCUGUGGUAUUUAUUGUGAUAAGUUGUAUUAUUUAUUUCAUAUUGAAAAAAUUAGUAUCAAUACUUGGUAAUAUGUUGAGAAAGAAAUCUGUGAUGAAGAAAACAAAAACAUACUGAAGAAAAUAUUUUCGCAUUUUUUUAUA